CCCGACUGCUGCUACUUCCGUCGGAUUGUUUUAAACGUCGAUGGUGUCGAGCCCAUGAACCUGGCCAGUCUAAGCGGGGAUGCCGGCGGAAGCCAGCUCCUCUUCGCCAACUUUAACCAGGACAACACGUCUUUAGCUGUUGGCACCAAGUCAGGAUACAAGUUUUUCUCACUGUCCUCUGUGGACAAACUGGAGCAGAUAUAUGAAUGUACAGACACAGAGGAUGUGUGUAUCGUGGAGCGUCUGUUCUCCAGCAGCCUGGUUGCCAUCGUCAGCCUCAAGGCCCCCAGGAAGCUCAAAGUCUGUCACUUCAAGAAGGGAACCGAGAUCUGCAACUACUCCUAUUCCAACACCAUACUGGCUGUCAAACUCAACAGACAGAGGCUGAUCGUGUGUCUGGAGGAGUCGCUUUACAUUCACAACAUCCGAGACAUGAAAGUGCUGCAUACCAUCAGGGAAACUCCUCCCAACCCUUCAGGGUUGUGCGCCCUUUCCAUCAGCAACGACAACUGUUAUCUGGCCUACCCCGGCAGCACAACAAUAGGAGAGGUUCAAGUGUUUGACACAGUUAACCUGCGAGCGGCGAACAUGAUUCCAGCCCACGACAGCCCAUUAGCAGCAUUGGCUUUUGAUGCUAGUGGAACCAAACUGGCCACGGCCUCAGAGAAGGGCACGGUCAUUCGUGUCUUCUCGAUUCCAGAAGGACAAAAGCUCUUUGAGUUUAGAAGAGGAGUCAAGAGGUGUGUGAGCAUCUGCUCAUUGGCAUUCAGCAUGGAGGGCCUGUACCUGUCGGCCUCCAGCAACACAGAGACAGUCCACAUCUUCAAGUUAGAGACGCAGAAAGAGAAAUAUGUGCCAGCUGAGGAGCCCACCACAUGGGGAGGGUACCUGGGCAAGGUUUUGAUGGCCUCCACCACCUACCUGCCCUCCCAGGUUACGGAGAUGUUCACACAGGGGCGAGCCUUCGCUACCGUCCGUCUGCCCUUCUGUGGACAUAAGAACAUCUGCGCCUUAGCUGUGAUUCAGAAGAUUCCCCGGUUGUUGGUGGCAGCAUCUGAUGGUUAUCUGUAUCUUUACAACCUGGAUCCACAGGAGGGAGGGGAAUGCACGCUCAUGAAGCAACACAGGUUAGAUGGAAGUACUGAGCCACACAAUGAGAUCCUUGAGCAGGGGACACAUGACCGCCCACUUGUGGCCCAAACCUACAGUGCUGCAGUAACUAAAGGUUACUGCGAUGAGCAAGGUGCCGUCGGAGGGGCCGGGCUAGAAGAUGACCUCAACGACUUGCGUCUAGACGAGGAGAACGAGCAACCACCGCUCAUCCUGGAAACUGACUGACUUCACGGACGGGUGUACCCACCAAUCAGAGGGCUCCUCUGGUGCUGCUAUGUGACACAAGGGGGGCAGGGGCAGGAUCAAAGACUGGGAGUGUUUUUAAAUGCUCAAAGUGUUCAUGAGCCUGUCUGUGAGUCCGUCUGUGCGUUUGUCCGUUCACAUACAUUUCGAUCUUUUUCCCCCCUCUCCUUCCUGCGCUUACUUUUCCCUCGGUUUAGCCUCGUAGGCCGAGCUGAAGCUUUGCAUGUACAUGUGCCAACCGCUAAAAACAUGCUCCAAUGUGAAUUCAAGUAUCCGUGAGUGUGUGUUGGACAUUUGAUCAAAACAUUAAUGUAGCUGUGUCUCCACUUAAGACACACACACACACUGACGCAAGCACUGUGUUAAAUGAAAGUGAUGUGUAAGUGCCUCGCUGCCCCAGUGUCAGGGUUUCUUCUGUUUGAGAGGGGGAUCUCUUUUCAUUGGCUCAAUAAAAAUCUGUUUUCAAGUUGUCGAAUUUUAACCGAGGGUGUGUUUAGUAUCUUUUUUUUUUUUGACCCCUUUUCUUUCUCACACACAUUCACACAAUCUGUGGCGUGAGUCCUCCGGCUCAACUUGACCCCUCAAUCGAGUAAUAUGAAGCCUUUGGCAUGAGGCAGAAGUGUUUGCGGAUUGAAGUGUGUGUGUUUGUGCGCUCUGGCUGAGACCUCAUUUGUGUGUUUGCGCGCUGGGCAUGUACAUUAGCAAACACUGCAUAAUUAGCCUCCACGUGCCCCCCCCCCCCCCCCCCCCGACCUCUUCCAAAAUCAGGCUCAGUAGAACCCCCUCCUCCUCAGGCCUGCAGUCAUUGGAUGAUUUCAAACACUGAUAUUAAUGAUCUUUUAAAAACUACAUAACCAAUCAUAACCAAUGAUGUGUCAUGAAAACAUGCAUGGUGGUGUUGCCAUGGUACUUUGUCCGUACAUCAAAGACGUUUGGGUGGUGAUGAUUUACUCUGUACAUUAUCAGAUGUGGAAAGAUAUCGCUGUACCAUAUUAUCAGGUUAUGACCAUGGCUUGUGCACUCUCUGCAAUGAUGUGUGUGUAUGUGUGGCCAUGGAGUGAACUGUGGAUUAUCAUUUGAUUGACCUGGAGCUCAGGCUGAGCGUCAUCAACUGGUCCAGGAUGCUGCAUGGUUCCCCAUUAAUCCUGUGGUGUCUGAAGCUGCUACGCAAGGAUUAGCCAUGGGAUUUUGGAGUGUCAGGCAUUUUCUAAUGAUUUUGUACAAAAUGUGAAAGUUCAUCUGAAACAAAUGAAAAUAAAUUCCAUGUUGAUGUUUGAAA
Messenger RNA from Labrus mixtus (cuckoo wrasse), 2635 nucleotides. It is a transcript of the gene wipi2, whose product is annotated as WD repeat domain, phosphoinositide interacting 2. The record is from RefSeq and is a predicted model, not a curated record. Gene Ontology annotation, cellular component: extrinsic component of membrane; phagophore assembly site membrane; cytosol. Gene Ontology annotation, biological process: protein lipidation; protein localization to phagophore assembly site; nucleophagy. Lineage: Eukaryota; Metazoa; Chordata; Actinopteri; Labriformes; Labridae. Gene Ontology annotation, molecular function: phosphatidylinositol-3-phosphate binding; protein binding; phosphatidylinositol-3,5-bisphosphate binding. The transcript has 12 exons. The coding region runs from base 55 to 1338 and encodes 427 amino acids.